AAGCAUAUACAUUUGUAUCCAUUCAGUAAUUCAACGAGAGAGAGACACAUCUCAUCAGAGAAAAUAUAAGGAAAGGGAUAUUGAUCAAGCAGCAAUCGAUGAGUUACUACGAUAGCCAGUACCCGCACAAGCAGCCGCCUCCCGUCGUCGGAGUUCCUCCUCCUCAAGGAUACUACCCGACCAAGAAUGACGCCGUAUAUCCGCCACCACCUCCAGGCUACCCGCCACCCUACGCCAAUCCCCCGUCGUAUGCUCCCCCGAGUGCCCAGCCCACUGCUCAGCGGCCAGAGCAGCAGAGCAUCGGCUGCUUUGAAGCUUGUUUGGCCACUCUUUGCUGCUGUUGCCUCCUCGAUGCAAUUGUAUGAUAGAUGGUUUGUGUCGCCAUUGCUCAACCCCAUGAAGUAUAUGCACUUUUCGGAAGGAUACUACAAAAGAGAAGAGAGGCGUAGAGCGAUCUCUUGAUCCCUUGUUGAUUUAUUCUUUAUCAUAUAUUCCUGGAUUUGAUGAUUCGAUCAGUUGUUAUGUAUUAUUAACUUACAAGCUAGAAAAUCUUGUUUAUAAGUCGUUAGUCUCGUUUCCAGCAAGUAUUGCUCGCCACCGAGAGGAUACUGAGCAUUCCGUAAGAUAUAUUUGUUGUUGUAGCGUAGGAGCGUUCCUCAAGAAGAGAUCGAAUGGUGUUUAUGCCAUUGUUUUAUUGAAGAUUUGAUUUUACGAAGAACUUUCUUUCUUUUC
Punica granatum (pomegranate) is the source of this 732-nucleotide messenger RNA. NCBI's taxonomy places the organism in Eukaryota, Viridiplantae, Streptophyta, Magnoliopsida, Myrtales, Lythraceae. The record is from RefSeq and is a predicted model, not a curated record.